Messenger RNA from Cryptosporidium muris RN66, 1665 nucleotides. RefSeq lists its product as uncharacterized. The transcript has a single exon. The record is from RefSeq and is a predicted model, not a curated record. Lineage: Eukaryota; Apicomplexa; Conoidasida; Eucoccidiorida; Cryptosporidiidae. The coding region runs from base 1 to 1665 and encodes 554 amino acids.
AUGAAGUCUCAACAAUAUAGAACAGUUAUUCCUACAAGCAAUAUGCAAAGUACUCCUUCAGUUGGACAUAGUGGUAUGUUUCCGGCAUCCAAUCCAUUACCUGGAGUAAUGGUAUAUCCAAAUUCUAACAAUAUGCAGCAUUUACCUCCAAUAAGUCCUAUUCCGCGGUCUAUGUCCAUGAGUAACUUCAACAGGGUACCAGUAGGUCAAAUGAAUAUACCUCUAGAAGGUGUGGGAUAUAUUGGACCUCAGACAAUACCAGCUAAUAUCAAGCUAUCUCCUCCAUUAUCACCACAAACACCUAAUAAUAUAGGUAUAAACAAUAAAAUUCUAAGCUCAUGUAUGCCAUGGAUUAAUUCUUGUAGUAAUCCUACCAUUGUUUCUCCACCUAAAAUAUCAAAUCCAUUAUUUCCAGAUCAAUUAACCCAACCAGAUUCAUCAGCUCAUAAACAACUUCAAGCUCAUGGAGUAUCACCUGUAACCCAUAACCUAGGUUUUUUUUGUUGUGGACAGACAGAGACAAAUAAGUCAAUGACUCCUGAAUUUCCAGGUUCACAAGAAUCAAACUAUAGUUUCACGGCAGCUAAUGCAAAGAACUCAUAUAUUGUAACUGAUAAAGAAAAAACGAAAAUAUCGACUUUAUCAGAUAUAGAAAAUGAAAAUAGAGAGCUAAGAGAGCAUUUAUUCAAGCUUGGAGAGGCAGUCCAUGAGUAUGUAACAAAUAAAAGUGAUUCUUCAAAUGAAUCGCAACUUAUUGCUGUACUAUCGCGUCAAUUGAGUUCUGUCCAGCAAAAAUUGUCCGGAAAUAGUACUAUUAUGGGGAAUAUAUGUAAAGAUAUAAAAUAUACUAGUAACAAUGAAUUUUUAAACAAUAUUAUACAAUCAGUAAAUAAUGCUGUGUAUAAAGCGAAGGUAGUAUUACAAAUAAUUCCUAAUGAUGGCGUAAUUUAUAGCUCAUUAAAUGAUGUUGUGAGAAUAUUAUUCUCUUUAGAAGCUGAUAUGCAGAAAUUAGAUGAGGCUUUCAAAGAAAAAGUUACAGAAGGGGAAUCUAAUAAAAAUAUCAUUUCAAUGAUUGAGCAAGACAAUAAACAUCUUACUAAUCGCUUAAAAGAGUCUAAUGAGCAAGUGAAAUUAUUAAGAGAAAGAGUUAUUACACUUACUUCAACUAUAGAAGAAAAUAAUACCACUAAAUUUUUAACAAGUUCACCAAUAUAUCAAAAACUUGAAUCUGAGAAGGUAAAAUUAGAAAAGAAGGUUGCUGAUCUAGAAACUAAAUCUGAUGAUCUAAGAAAAUUAUUAAAUAUAGCAGAGAAAAAACUACAUGAUAUUAGCCAUAAACAAUCUGUAGAUGCGUUGUGGCCUCGAGGUGAAUCUAUAAGAGGAGGUAGUAAUGAAGAUCUUGUAGAAAUGCUGAAAAAAAUUGAUCCCGAAAGCAAAACACUACAGUCUAUCGCAGAAAAUCUAAUACAAAAGACGCAUAAUACACAGACCAAUUCAUUUAGCCUUAAGGAAAAAUUAGAAAAUUUGCAUUCAGAAGAUGGUGAUAUUAAUCAUUUAGUUCAUAAUGAUAAAAUAGGUGAUAUACAAAGAGAUACUAUAAGAAUGCAAUUGGAACAAUUUAAGCGACUGCAUUAUUUAAAUGAAAACAUAGGCAAGAAUAUUUAG